CUUGCCGCACCUGUCACAUUUGUAAACAAACAUUAAAAUAAUAACAUAUCAAGCAAAAUUAAUUUUUUGAAGUGUUUUUAAGUUAAAAUGUCGCAAGAUCGAUGUUUCAACAACCCAUUUGAUGACUAUUCAUCAGAAGCCGCUUGUUGUGUAAUUGAAAAUGGGACGAUUAAAUGCGAUUGUAAAUUGUCUUGCGAUUUGGAGAAGAAAUGGCACGAUACCUUAGCACAUUUUAAAUAUCUUGAAUAUAAUGAUUAUUCUGUGUACACCGGUACUUCAGGUAUUGCUUUGUUGAAACUUAAAAAAGAUCCUGACAGUAAACAAAUCCUGCAGGAAGCAUUACAACUGCUAUCAUUACAUAGACUAAGAGGAAGAAGACCUACUUUUUUGUGUGGGGAUGCUGGACCUCUUGCUCUAGGUGCUAUUAUUAAUUAUAAAUUGGAGGAUAAAGCUUACUUGGACUGCAUUGAAAAGAUUAAAGCUUUAUCAGAAGAUGUUUUUGAUCCAAGCUCAGAUUUACCAAACGAGUAUCUGUAUGGCCGUGCAGGCUUUCUUUUUGCAAUUUUAUAUGUCAAUAAACAUAUCUCACCCACACCAUUUGAUGAAAGUUUUGUCAGAAAAAUAAUUGAAACAAUCAUAAUUUGUGGAAAAAAUGAAGCAAAAGCUGGGAAAUUUAAAUGUCCACUGAUGUACCAAUGGCAUGAAAGUUAUUAUCUAGGAGCAGCACACGGUGUGUCUGGGAUUCUUUAUUUGCUCCUACAAGCCAAAGAAUAUUUAACCGAAAAUGAACUACAAGCAAUAAUUAAACCUACAGUUGAUUACCUGGCCACUUUGAGAUUUCCAAGUUGUAAUUUUCCUUCGUCUUUGGGAAGGGAUAAUGAUAAAUAUGUUCAGUGGUGUCAUGGAGCACCAGGCUUUUUGUAUCUUUUCACUACAGCUUAUAAAGUUUUUGGUGAUUGUAAAUAUUUACAAUUGGCUCUUGAUUGUGGCGAUGUAAUUUGGGCUAGAGGCUUAUUAAGAAAAGGAUACAGUAUUUGUCACGGUGUUUCAGGCAAUGCUUAUUGUUUCUUGGAGUUAUAUCAAACCACUGAAGAUGAAAAGCAUUUAUAUCGUGCUGUUAAAUUUGCAGAGUGGUGUUUCAUAUAUAAUAAGAAUCACGUAGAACACCCCCCUGAUCGUCCUCUUUCCUUAUUUGAAGGAUUGUCAGGCCCUAUGUACUUGUUUUUGGAUAUUCAAAAGCCAUUGGAAGCUAAAUUUCCAGGAUACACUCUGUAAUUAAUGUGGUGGUAAUGGUAUAGAAAAAAUUCUUGUUUAACUUUUUGAAUCAAAAUACGAAUAAAUAAAAUAUCCACUUUA
This is a messenger RNA of Tribolium madens (black flour beetle), 1356 nucleotides long. RefSeq names its product lanC-like protein 2. The coding region runs from base 88 to 1275 and encodes 395 amino acids. Lineage: Eukaryota; Metazoa; Arthropoda; Insecta; Coleoptera; Tenebrionidae. Gene Ontology annotation, biological process: carbohydrate metabolic process; peptide modification. The transcript is spliced from 7 exons. Gene Ontology annotation, cellular component: plasma membrane. The record is from RefSeq and is a predicted model, not a curated record.